AUGUCCGACUCUCAUUUGCUCUCUCAAACUGCGAAUCUCUCAACUGAUGUUCCAGCUUUCUCGCGUGGCACUAAACUUGAAGGUCGCUUGAGCACAUUGGAACUCUUCUGGAGAGAUCAUUAUGACUGGCUUCUUGAAAAAGGGUACCAGCUGCGCUCAAGAUACAGACCGGACUGGAAGCCAUCCUGGGAAGGGACGGGCAAGUUACGGUUCAACUACUCCGAUAACGUUCACCCUACGCACGGUAGUGUCUUGGACGCAGAGCGCUCUUCCGAUGGCGAGCUACUCAUGCUCAAACGCAUUUCAAAAUCUCUGCACCCUUUUGAGGUUGAGAUUGGUCAGCUCUUUUCGGCGAAGCCACUGGCGGACAACCCUCAAAACCAUUGCGUUCCAAUAUACGAGGCCUUACAGACACCUGAUGAUGAUAAUCAAUACAUCCUGGUCAUGCCUCUGUUACGGUCAUUUGAUCACCCCCGAUUUGACACCCUUGGAGAAGCAGUGGAAUUCUUUCGGCAAAUAUUUCAGGGGUUACAGUUUAUGCACCAGCAUCAUGUUGCUCAUCGAGAUGCCACGAAAUUAAACGUCAUGAUGGACGCAAGGCCGCUCUAUCCUGAACGAUAUCACCCCUUCAUGCCGUGGCGUACACUUGACUUGAGUAGACAUGCCAGUCAUUACACGCGUACUCAAAAGCCGGUGAAGUAUUAUUUGACCGAUUUCGGUUUAUCCCGACGAUACAAACCCGAGGAUCGACCCCCACUUGAAGAUAUCAUCGAGGGCGGGGACAAAAGUGUACCCGAAUUCUCUACUUCAGACGCCUGUGACCCGUUUCCCUCCGACGUUUAUACAAUCGGGAACUUAGUUAAGACAUGCUUCAUAGAGGGUGUUGAGUUGGACAGCGUUGGCCAGGGCUUCGAGUUCAUGAAGCCGCUUGUUGCUGACAUGACACAAGAAGAUCCUUCAAAACGCCCGACUAUGGACGAGGUUGUGACGAGGUUCGAGCAGAUUCGGAAGGGGUUGAGCCCAUGGAAGCUUCGAUCCCGAGUAGUCAAGAAAAGGGAUUCUUACGUCGAUGGAGUCUUUCAUGGCAUCCGCCACUGGCGACGACGUCUGGUCUUUAUGAUACAAAACGUCCCGCCGUUACCCACCCCGUAG
Molecule: messenger RNA, 1152 nt
Organism: Pleurotus ostreatus (oyster mushroom)
Lineage: Eukaryota; Fungi; Basidiomycota; Agaricomycetes; Agaricales; Pleurotaceae
Exons: 5
Coding region: 1-1152 (383 amino acids)
Biological process (GO): mitotic DNA damage checkpoint signaling; protein phosphorylation
Cellular component (GO): cytoplasm; nucleus
Molecular function (GO): ATP binding; protein serine/threonine kinase activity
Source: RefSeq, a predicted model, not a curated record